This is a messenger RNA of Ophidiomyces ophidiicola, 1848 nucleotides long. RefSeq names its product protein phosphatase 2A structural subunit (gene TPD3). Gene Ontology annotation, molecular function: protein phosphatase regulator activity. Bases 1 to 1848 code for a protein of 615 amino acids. Gene Ontology annotation, biological process: protein dephosphorylation. The record is from RefSeq and is a predicted model, not a curated record. Gene Ontology annotation, cellular component: cytoplasm; protein phosphatase type 2A complex. NCBI's taxonomy places the organism in Eukaryota, Fungi, Ascomycota, Eurotiomycetes, Onygenales, Onygenaceae. The transcript is spliced from 9 exons.
AUGGAAGGCCAGGCAGAAAAUGACGAGCUCUACCCCAUCGCUGUAUUGAUCGAUGAGCUGAAGCAUGACGAUGUUCUGCUCCGUCUGAACGCUAUCCAUAGACUCUCCACAAUCGCCCUAGCCCUUGGCCCAGAAAGAACGCGCGAAGAAUUGAUUCCUUUCCUCGACGAAUCCAUAGAAGACGAAGAUGAGGUUUUGACUGCUCUUAGCGAAGAGUUGGGCAACUUUGUUGAAUAUGUCGGGGGUUCAGAGCACGCCCAUGUUCUCCUAUCCCCUCUUGAAAACCUGGCCGCGAUUGAAGAGCCACUAGUAAGGGAAAAGGCCGUAGAAUCCCUCAACAAAAUUUGCGAGCAGCUGUCGCCACAGCAAGUCGAGGAACAUUUCAUACCUCUAACUCUUCGCCUCUCCAAAGUAGAGUGGUUCACCUCUAAGAUAUCCGCGACUGGCCUAUACUGCGCUCCGUACAAGAAUGCAUCACCCACCCUACAACAAGCCUUGCGGCAGCAAUUUGGACCACUUGUUCACGAUGAUACGCCUAUGGUUCGACGUCAAGCCGCAAACAAUCUAGCAAAGUUUGUAAAAGGGAUGGGAACGACUGAAAUUAUAGAUGAAAUGAUUCCUUUGUUUCAAUAUCUCGCAAACGAUGAUCAAGACAGUGUGCGUUUGCUGACGGUGGAUAUUUUAAUAUCAAUUGCCGAGGAAAUCCCUAAGGAGCAACAAUCGAGUCACGGAGUUCUACUUACAUCUUUACGAAGCUUAUUUGAGGAUAAGAGUUGGAGGGUAAGAUAUAUGGUGGCAGAUAGAUUCGAAAAGAUCGCAAAAGCAGUGGAUGACCAGGUUGUCAACCGCGAUUUAGUUCCAGCCUUCGUGAAGCUCCUUAAAGACACGGAAGCCGAGGUUCGAACCGCUAUAGCAGGACAAAUACCAGGUUUCUGUUCUCUGCUUAACCGGGAGACCUUGCUGAAUGAGAUUAUGACUGGUAUAGAAGACCUUGUUUCUGAUCACUCUCAACAUGUUCGUGCAGCGUUAGGUAUGCAGAUUAGCGGCUUGGCACCUAUUUUAGGAAAAGACGAGACAAUUCAUCACUUACUCCCUAUGUUCUUGCAUAUGCUGAAAGAUGAAUUCCCGGAUGUUCGUCUACACAUUAUUUCAAAACUGGAAAUGGUAAACAAAGUCAUUGGUAUUGAAUUACUAUCCCAAUCACUUCUCCCAGCAAUUGUUCAAUUAGCCGAAGAUAAACAGUGGCGCGUUCGUCUGGCGAUCAUUGAAUAUAUUCCUUUGUUGGCUAGCCAGCUUGGCGUCAAGUUCUUCGACGAGCAGCUAAACAGCCUUUGUCUAACAUGGCUAGGCGAUUCCGUCUUCUCGAUUCGAGAAGCUGCUACUGAAAACCUCAAAAAGCUAACAGAGGUUUUCGGUAUCGACUGGGCGCAUGAAUCCAUUAUUCCGAAAGUUGUCGCCAUGGGCCAACACCCAAAUUAUUUAUACCGAAUGACAACUUGUUUUGCUAUCAGCACUCUCGCACCUGUCAUCAAUCUCAGAAUGAUUGAAGGUUCGGUCUUACCAAUUCUAGAUAGGCUCUCUAACGAUGAUAUCCCCAACAUCAGGUUCAAUGUUGCGAAAUCUUACUGUGUGUUACUUGAUAUCCUCCAACGGUUACCAGAAGACCGCACCAUUAGUGAACUAGAAAAGGAAAAGCUACCUCAGGUUGCCUCACCGCGAAACGAAUCUGUGAUUGCACAACAUAUCCUCCCAAACAUUGAAAGAUUGAAGCAGGACGAGGAUGUAGAUGUCAGAUAUUUUGCCUCCAUCGCUGCAGCGACAAAUCCAGAGAACCUGCACAUGUCUUGA